AUGGAUUCACGUACUAAAUUAUUUCAUUGCGAUGUAUGUUCCACCGAUUGUACCAAUCGUAUAAGAGUACAAUGCGCUAUAUGCACUGACUACGAUCUAUGUGUUCCUUGCUUUGCAGCUGGACUUACAACGGGGGACCACAAACCAUGGCAUGAUUACCAAAUAAUUGAACAAAACACAUACCCGAUCUUUGAUAGAGACUGGGGUGCCGAUGAGGAAUUGUUGUUGAUACAGGGAUGUGAGACGUUUGGAUUGGGUAAUUGGGCCGAUAUUGCAGAUCAUAUUGGUAGCCGAUCGAAGGAAGAAGUGGCUGAGCACUAUUAUAAAAUUUAUCUUGAAAGUAAGGACUAUCCGUUACCGGAAAUGGAUAAGGAUUUUACCUCCGUGUCGCCGUUGCAGUUCCUUGAGGAAAGAAAGGAGAGGCUAGAAAAGAGGCGAAAUAUGCCUUUGCCACCACCUAAGGGUAAACCAGCUGCCUCGGUACCCCUCUGUCACGAGGUUCAAGGUUUCAUGCCCGGUAGGUUGGAGUUUGACCACGAAGCCGAAAAUGAAGCAGAGGUUCCUAUCAAGGAUAUGAUAUUUGAUCCCGAUGAUCUGAUAAACGAUAUCGAGUUAAAGUUGACGAUCCUUGACAUUUACAACUCGCGAUUGACUACAAGGGCCGAACGCAAACGAAUCAUGUUUUUGAAUAACCUUCUUGAGUACAGGAAGAACAUAACCAAUGAUAAGAAAAAGUCGAAGGAAGAGAAGGACCUACUCAGAAAAGUGAAUGCGUUUAUACGCAUUUUGAGUCCAGAGGAUUUCAACACUUUCACGCGCGACCUUCUCACUGAGUUAAAGUGUCGCAUAAGAAUACAACAAUUACAAUCGUGGCGCCAGAAUGGGAUAACUACUCUUGAAGAUGGGGCAAAAUUUGAAAAAGAUAAAGUAAUUAGAGGCGCACAUUAUCAAAGGAUGGGCAACGGAGCACUCAGUGCUAGACACUCUGCAACACCGGGUAUCAAUGUCAACGGCAAAAAGUACCCUUCUCCACAGCCCGAUUUCAAGCCAAAAGCACCAGUGAAUAGAACACCUUUGGAUAUAAGCCACGCGGCCGAUUUUGAACUACUUUCACCCGAGGAAAAACAAUUGUGUGCAACAUUGAGGAUCUUACCAAAACCAUAUCUAGCAAUAAAGAACCAGUUGAUGAAAGAGGCAGUGAAAAACAAUGGAGUGUUGAAAAAGAAGGAUGCUCGUCAGACACUAAAAAUAGAUGUCAACAAAGCUUCUAAGAUUUAUGAAUUUUUUGUUCAAAUGGGAUGGUUGUCACAAGGGUAA
This is a messenger RNA of Lodderomyces theae, 1317 nucleotides long. It is a transcript of the gene ADA2, whose product is annotated as chromatin-binding transcription regulator. Bases 1 to 1317 code for a protein of 438 amino acids. Gene Ontology annotation, biological process: regulation of transcription by RNA polymerase II; chromatin remodeling. Gene Ontology annotation, cellular component: nucleus; SAGA-type complex. The record is from RefSeq and is a predicted model, not a curated record. NCBI's taxonomy places the organism in Eukaryota, Fungi, Ascomycota, Pichiomycetes, Serinales, Debaryomycetaceae. Gene Ontology annotation, molecular function: protein binding; transcription coactivator activity; zinc ion binding. The transcript has a single exon.